AUGACCGACACCAACACCGACGAAGACGACCUCGAAAUGGAGCGCCUGGCGUCCAACAACCCAGCCAUGACGGUCCCGGCGAGCCAGAUCAUCUCUCGAUCCGGAGUCGAACGCAUGCGGUCGCACGGCAGCAACACAUUCACCUCAUCUGACCCGGCAGGCGACAAUGAGACGGUUAUCAAAAGAACGUCGUCCCAGUCUCCACCCGUGGCAUCACCACAUGGAGGCCAUGGGCAGCCCUCGAAAUACGAAGUAGGCUGGCGCCGAGUGGUGCGCAAUUUCUCACCAUCGUGGUUCUCGGUGACGAUGGGCACGGGGGUGGUGUCACUCCUGCUAAUCACGAUCCCUUACAAGGCGGACUGGCUGUACUGGCUGGCGGUGGUUUUCUUCGUGCUGAACAGCGUCCUGUUCUCGCUGGCGCUGGCCACCUCCAUCCUGCGGUACACCUUGUAUCCGGAGAUUUGGGGGGUCAUGAUCGCCGACUCGACCAACUCCUUGUUUCUGGGCACUAUCCCCAUGGGAUUCGCGACGCUCCUGGAGUCCUGGAUUUUUCUGUGUUGUCCGUAUUGGGGCUAUUGGGCCGUGACGGUCGCCUGGGUAUGCUGGAUGAUCGAUGCCGUUGUUGCCGCCGCGGUUUCGGUGUCGUUGCCGUUCCUGCUCAUGUCGCAGUCCUACCAGCAAUCCUUGGACAGGAUCACUGCAGCGCAGCUGCUGCCUAUUGCCGCAACGAUCGUGGCUGCGGGAGCUGGCAGCGAAGUGGCCGAGAUCCUCGACAACCCGAACCACGCCCUGGGCACUCUACUAGCAUCCUAUGUGAUGUGGGGGAUGGCGACCCCAUUGGCAUUGAGCAUUCUGGUCAUCUACUACCAGCGCCUGGCGCUACACAAACUGCCGCCGCGCGAAGUCGUGGUGUCUUCAUUCCUCCCUCUCGGCCCGCUGGGCAUGGGAGGCUAUACCAUCAUGUACCUCGGCCGGGUGGCACGGGAGGUGUUCCCGCGCGUCGAGUUCUUUCACAACCUGUCUGUGGCGGGCGACGUCGUCUACGUCAUGGGCGUCUUCGUCGCCCUCAUCAUGUGGGGGUUCGGCCUGUGCUGGCUCGUCUUCGCGCUUGCCACCAUCUAUCUGACCAACCCGUUCCCCUUCAACAUGGGUUGGUGGGGGUUCACCUUCCCGCUGGGCGUGUAUGCCAUCAGCACCAUGACCUUCGGCGUCGAGAUGCCCAGCGCUUUCUUCAAGAUCCUCGGCACCAUCUUGGCUGUUGCCGUCAUGUUGCUUUGGUGCGUCGUCGCCGCCGCCACCGCAAAGGGUGCUUGGUCCGGCAGAUUGUUCUAUGCGCCUUGCCUGAAGAAUCUGAAGAAGGAACACAGUCAACCCGAGCCAGCUUCGCCGGAUAAAGAAAAACUACCGGAGAUUUAA
Messenger RNA from Capronia epimyces CBS 606.96, 1416 nucleotides. RefSeq lists its product as uncharacterized. Gene Ontology annotation, biological process: transmembrane transport; sulfite transmembrane transport. The transcript is spliced from 2 exons. The record is from RefSeq and is a predicted model, not a curated record. Bases 1 to 1416 code for a protein of 471 amino acids. Lineage: Eukaryota; Fungi; Ascomycota; Eurotiomycetes; Chaetothyriales; Herpotrichiellaceae. Gene Ontology annotation, molecular function: sulfite transmembrane transporter activity. Gene Ontology annotation, cellular component: plasma membrane.